CACGCCUUACGACGCCACCAAAUACAGGGACUGUACCACCGGGUUUAACAGCAAUCCUCUCUGUCAACUCGGAUUACGGAUAGAUAUGAGCUGAGCCAGUAAUCAUGCUGCGCGCCCUCACACCCCACGCAUGGGCUCCGCGCGCCAACGCAGCCGCACGACUCAUAUCAACCGCCACGCCUCGAUUGGUGAAAGCCAUGCCGCAGCGCCCCGCGCCAAUCCCCGAGGAAGAGUUCACUGAAGCGUUCCUCUGCGGAUCCGGCCCUGGCGGUCAGAAAAUUAAUAAAACUUCCUCCGCUGUACAACUCAAGCACCUUCCCACGGGCAUUGUGCUGAAAGUGCAGGCGACACGAUCAAGAAGCCAGAAUCGGAAGAUUGCGAGGGCGAUGUUGGCGGAGCGGGUGGAGCUACUGGAGAAGGGGCCGGAGAGUCGAGUGGCUAUUGUGGGAAAUGUGAAGGCUAAGAGGAAGAGCAGCGCAAGCAAGAAGAGUAAGAGGAAGUAUAAGGCUUUGGAUGAUGCGAAAGCGGAGGCCCUUGAAGCAGCCAAAGCUGCGGAGGCCAGCGGUGCUGCUAGUGAAGAUUCAAAAGGGGAUUCACACGGGGCCAGCUGAGUGAUUUGGGCUUGGAUAUACAACCCCAUCUCAACCAAACAUAGACAGCUCAUAUACUGUCAUACCCAGACUUUCAGACCCCAGGCAUAUAUGGCAGCUCUUGGGGCCCUGCAUGUAACCACACCCAGGGGAAAGGUGUUGAAGCCGCAUGGAAAUCAGGUCACAGAUGCCAGGCCCAGUUCCAAUUAGGAUAGCCACAUAGACAUAAUAAUCAAGGUUCCAAUUCC
Pseudogymnoascus verrucosus is the source of this 838-nucleotide messenger RNA. RefSeq lists its product as uncharacterized. The transcript has 2 exons. NCBI's taxonomy places the organism in Eukaryota, Fungi, Ascomycota, Leotiomycetes, Thelebolales, Thelebolaceae. Gene Ontology annotation, cellular component: mitochondrion. The record is from RefSeq and is a predicted model, not a curated record. The coding region runs from base 105 to 611 and encodes 168 amino acids. Gene Ontology annotation, biological process: translational termination. Gene Ontology annotation, molecular function: translation release factor activity.